This is a messenger RNA of Paraglomus brasilianum, 1768 nucleotides long. Lineage: Eukaryota; Fungi; Glomeromycota; Glomeromycetes; Paraglomerales; Paraglomeraceae. The record is from the annotation of a GenBank genome assembly.
AUGGGUCCAAGUGCUGAAAAUCGAGAAAAUGAACAGCUUGUCUAUUCUCAAGAAGGCUCAAGGGCAUCCACCGAACUUGCUCAGAGUUUGCAAAUAGAUAUAUCAGAGAUCGGUCCUAACAACUUAACUGCGAAAGAACAGGAAGCUGAAGAUGAGCGAAUGUUUCAGGGUGUAAAGGCCUUUUUUUGCAAUCAAUACUCAGAGGCUCAAGAUAUUUUUGCCGAGAAAGCAGACUUUGAGCCACUGUAUGCCCUUGGCCGAGGAUGUAUAUCGUUUCUAAAAGCCGUCACAACAUUUAACGAGGACGAUAUAACACUUGCUAUAAAACACCUUUCUUUCGCCGAAACUUUGGCUAGCACACAACUUCAUGCAUCGAAACCCAGUUUUACUUCGAGUUUUACUAAAUUCUUCUCUGGUCGAAAACAUUUCAUGGCCAAUGGACAAUUACGAAGCAUGGUUAUCAAGGCAGAAUCAGUUCUGCUAAUUGCUUUGAUUCAGUUGUUUCAGGAGAGUCUGGUCAGCUAUGGCAAGGCAGCAUUGAAUUUGAGACGAGGAUACAAGAGUUACGAACAGGUGUGGGAUGAAAUGAACAAAAGCGAUUUUCCGGGUCCUGUUGAUCGACAUACCAAAGGUGGCGUCGAAUUCGGUUUCGGAACAUGUAACCUUGUGCUUUCGUUUCUUCCCGGAAAAAUUAUCAAAUUGAUCGCAGCUGCAAUCGGGUAUAGAGGAAAUAAAGAGUUGGGUGUUCAGCUGGUCAAUGAUUGCCUGCGUGGACGAGGCAUAAGAUCGCCCUUGGCAUCUAUUUUAUUUGCAGCCUCGUAUACAAUAUUGACAUCUUUUGUGCCAGUAAUACUCGGCACGGACUACAUCCCAAAAGCUGACUCUUACAUCCAAGAUGCGCUUCAACAAUUUCCCGGAUCGGACUUUUUUACAUUCUUUGCGGGUCGUAACCUGCGCUUGAAACGUGAAUUGCAAAAAUCAACAGUUGCCUUCAAGUCUGUUAAUCAGAGUCUGGCUACGGGAUUUGGAGCUGAAUUGAGGCGCUUGUGUGAUUACGAAUUAGGAAUGAAUUAUGCUAUGAUGCUGGAAUGGGAGGCUGCAGCUAGUUGUUUCGCUAAUCUUGCAAAAGAAGGUUAUUGGAGUCCAGCAUUCUUUACUUAUUUUCAAGCCAGUUGCUUAGUGAUGGUGGGGAAGAUGGAGGAAGCCAUUAAAAUCUAUUCGCAAGUUGCCGGUCUUGUUGUUCGUAAGUUUGGAGGACGGACAAUAUUAAUAGAGCAAUAUGUGACGCGGAAAGUAAAACAGUAUGCAGAAGACGAUUUCAAAAAUAUUGUGCUUCCUGGUCUUGAAAUCAUGCUUAUUUGGAAUAGCUUUGGAUGUAUGACACAAGAGCUACUGCUCAAAUGUAUGGAAAUGACGGACGCUAGACUGAAUGCUCUAGAAGAAGCUGAUGAAGACAUAUCAACCGGCAAGUAUGAUGUUGGAGCAAUGCUGAGGCUUAUCAAAGCAUCCAUAUUAAAUCAGUUGAAACGGUUUUCAGAAGCGCACGAAUGCCUUACGUGGAUCUUUGAUCGGGAUGACCGAAUAAAAGAGGACAAGUUUGUUCUUCCAUUUGCAUAUUGGGAAGCAGGUUUGAUUGCUUAUCUCAAAGGUAAUUUAGAAAAGGCUCAUGGACUUUGGGAAGAAGCUGGCAGAAUUAGUGGAUACGAAUUUGAACUUAGACUCGCUUUGAGGUUACAUUUAGGAAUAAUGAAAGUGAACGAUUUAACGG